Molecule: messenger RNA, 555 nt
Organism: Magallana angulata
Lineage: Eukaryota; Metazoa; Mollusca; Bivalvia; Ostreida; Ostreidae
Exons: 1
Coding region: 1-555 (184 amino acids)
Source: RefSeq, a predicted model, not a curated record
AUGGAAUCCCGCGCAAAGAAGCUAGAUAAUGAUGUAAAAAGUGUGAAAUCCGAUUUCAAAAACCUAGAAACCAAUGUGAGCUCCUUAGGAGAAGUGUUCGAUUCAGUUAAGGAAACAGCAGAAGCAAAUAGAACCGUAAUAAACAAGAAUAGGAAAAGCUUAGAACAGUACAGACAAGAACAACAACUUUCCGAAAAUAUUAUAGCUGAUAAAAUGAAAAGAAUGGAAAACUCUAAUGAAAAGCUACAAAACUCAGUGACGGAUCUCAAGGCGCGGUCCAUGAGGGAUAACCUCGUGUUCUCAGGAAUCCCGGAACAAAGAGGGGAAGACACCGAGGCCCUGCUACAGGAUUUCCUCCAGAAAAAAUACAAGCUCGAGUACGAAAUCUCUUUUGAACGUGUUCACAGAAUGGGCAGAUGGAACGAAUUUAAUGAACACCCACGAAAUAUUGUGGCCAAAUUUACAUAUUACAUGGAUAGGGAGUUCAUCCGAACACAUGCGGCACAGAAGCUGAAAGGAUCAAAUGUCUGGUUGAAUGAACAAUAUCCCCCGUAA